UAGGCAGCAUGGUGAGUUAAAUGAUAGUGCAUUUUCUAUUGGGUCACAUUCAGACAUGAGCCUCAAAAUAUGGCUGAAAUCCCAACGGUGUUCACCUCUGAGUCUUAGGUGGUGUCAUUUUCCAAGUUCAAAAAACAAUUGGCAGCCGGCAAUGGCAAUGACGAUGGCUUGGCUUCUAGUCACCCUAACCACCACCCUCCGAAGCAUCAGCUGCUGAUUCCAUCCCCUUCUUCCAACAGAUAACAUGUCCGCGCCGCCGCCCGCCGACGAGAGGCCGCUUGUGAUGCUGGCUCAGCCGCUCUUCCCGGAGUUCGCCGCGGCGCUCGCCGGCCGCUACCGGUUCGCCCUGCUGGCGGACGCCGAUACGGCGGCCGCGGCCGAGGCGAGGGCGCUGCUGGUAGGGGGGCUCCCGUCGGUCACGGCCCAGCACCUGGACGCGCUCCCGGCGCUCGAGCUCGUGACGUGCACCUCCGUGGGCGUCGACCACGUGGACCUUGACGCGUGCCGGAGCCGAGGGCUCAGCGUGACCAACGCCGGCGUCGCGUUCGCGGCCGACUCUGCCGACUACGCCGUCGGGCUUCUCGUCGCCGUGCUCCGAAGGGUGGCCGCCGCCGACGCGUACGUCCGCAGCGGCAGGUGGACGGCCGACGGCGACUACCCUCUCACCACCAAGGUGAGCGGCAAGCGGGUGGGGAUCGUGGGGCUGGGCAACAUCGGCUCGGGCGUCGCCCGGCGUCUCGCCGCCUUCGGCUACGCCGUCUCCUACCACUCGAGGUCGCCCAAGCCGUCGGUGCCGUACCCGUUCGUCCCCGCGCUGCGCGACCUCGCCGCCGGCAGCGACGUGCUGGUGCUCUCCUGCGCGCUGACGGACGAGACCAAGCACAUGGUGAACCGGGAGGUGAUGGAGGCGCUGGGGAAGGACGGGGUGCUGGUCAACGUCGGCCGGGGCGGCCUGGUGGACGAGCCGGAGCUGGUCAGGUGCCUCCGCGAGGGCGUCAUCGGCGGCGCCGGCCUGGACGUGUACGAGAACGAGCCGGCCGUGCCGCCGGAGCUGCUCGCCAUGGACAACGUCGUGCUGUCGGACCACAGGGCCGUGCUCACGCCAGAGUCCAUCGGCGGCGUGCUCGAGGUCGUCAUCGCCAACCUCGACGCCUUCUUCUCGGGGAGGCCGGUGGUGAGCCCCGUGGAGCUCUGAAACAUGAACAUCACGCACUGGCACUGGUCUGAUGAAAUUGAUCCGUCUGAAGGAAUCGCAUUCUGCAAAAAGAUGAAGUGAUUAAACAGACUUGGUUCCCAUAUUAAAAAGAUGAAGUGAACACACAAAUUUGGGAGAAUGUGAUGUGCAAGAAUAGACUUCUCAUCACUUCAUUUUCGAUGGGGUCAAGUUCACUAAAGAUUAGUACACCAUUAUUGCAAUCCGUUUUCAUGAAAUCCGGGUUUGGGGUAUUGUAUGGACUUGGGUAUCUAUUUCCUUCAGGACAUCACAUACUUUCAUUUUCAUGAAUAUUAUUGGCCGGGACCAAAAUGAUUAUAUAU
This is a messenger RNA of Triticum dicoccoides, 1536 nucleotides long. RefSeq names its product glyoxylate/hydroxypyruvate reductase HPR3-like. Gene Ontology annotation, molecular function: hydroxypyruvate reductase [NAD(P)H] activity; glyoxylate reductase (NADPH) activity; NAD binding. Gene Ontology annotation, cellular component: cytosol. The record is from RefSeq and is a predicted model, not a curated record. Bases 245 to 1195 code for a protein of 316 amino acids. The transcript is spliced from 2 exons. NCBI's taxonomy places the organism in Eukaryota, Viridiplantae, Streptophyta, Magnoliopsida, Poales, Poaceae.